Oldenlandia corymbosa var. corymbosa is the source of this 978-nucleotide messenger RNA. Lineage: Eukaryota; Viridiplantae; Streptophyta; Magnoliopsida; Gentianales; Rubiaceae. The record is from the annotation of a GenBank genome assembly.
AUGUCAGAUGGCCUGUAUACUACUGCAAAUGCAGCAACAGCUCGAGGAGGAGGAGGAGGGCAACCCAACUUCAGUAACACCGGAUUUCAUCAACAGCCCAAGUUCAUUUACCCCAAGCCUGAAGCGGAGUACCAAGAAAUUAUUCAGAAUCCAGACCUUUUCUCCCAAAAGCUUCAAUCUUUUCACUCCUCUUUUGGAACUACCAAAUUGAAGAUUCCUAAACUCGGAGGAAAAUCGUUGGAUCUACACCAUCUUUUUGUGGAGGUAACCUCUCGUGGUGGGAUUGAGAAGUUGAUAAGAGAUCGCAGAUGGAAGGAAGUAACUGCGGCCUUCAAGUUUCCAUCUUCGCUAACCAGUGCAUCAUUUGUCCUGCGGAAGUAUUAUCUGUCACUACUUUAUCACUUUGAGCAGGUCUAUUACUUUCGGAAAGAAGAGACUUCUGCAUCAGCUACUGAUUCGGGAAGUAGAGUUGUCAAUGGACAAGCAGGUGUACAAAGUCUUGUGGAUGGUUUCAAACUCAAUCAUUGUUCAGAUAUACCUGUACUGGAAGCCGGCAGUUCGGUGAUUGGAACCAUUGAUGCCAAAUGUGAUUAUGGAUACUUGGUUUCUGUCGAGUUUGGCUCCGAGAAAUUGAAUGGUGUUCUUUAUCAUGUACCUGAAGUAUCAUCACAAAUGUCACAGAGGUUGAGCAGCGUGUCUGGGCAUGCUCCAAGAAGGCGCCGGAGGCGUAAGUUGGGUUUCAAGGAUCCCUCUCGACCCAAAAGAAAUAAGAAUGGGUACAAUAUCUUCUUCGCUGAGAAUUAUGCGAGACUGAAGCCUUCACACCAAGGGCAAGAGAGAGCUAUUACCCAGAAAAUUGGAAUUUUGUGGAACAAAUUGUCUGAAUCUGAAAAACAGGUGUAUCGGCAAAAAGGUCAGAUUGACAAGGAGAGAUACCGGUCAGAGAUGCGUGAUUAUAACACUUCUCACAAUUCAUAA